AGAUCGAACGGUGGCGAGCGACACCGAGUCCAACCGAGGGGUGAGUCGCGCGCGCGGUGUCGUACCUUCCUCAGGACCAUCGUGUCACCUUCGAAUCGAAGCUACCUUCCACCCGAUUAUUAGAUCGCACGACUCGGCCGCGCACCGUAAACCAUUAAUCGCCCGUUUAUAAUCGCCGGCGUCGCCGUUCGGCUCGGUCCAGUUCGAACGAUUCACCGGCACGUUGGAAAAACCAGUUUAUUAACGUUAUUAUUCCCGUUUCGCUGACCGGAGCAUGAUCGCGGAUCUCCUCUCGCGUUCCCAAACACGGUCGUCGAAGAAAACGAUCAGUCGAAUCAGAGAGUGAUUUAAGAAGUAAGCGAGAGUGAAAGUGAUCGUUGUUGUCAAUUAAUUCGCACGGGGCGGCGGCUGCUGCUGCUGACGCUCAGAUUUUCUCUGCGAUUUUCUGCGUUGACACACAGCGGUGGUUAUCGAUCAUCGCGCAGAGGUACACAGAACGGAAGUGCGAGCGGUAUUAAUACGUACGCGCGCGCGUCCAACGAUGGACGAGACCUGUCGAAGGAUCAGGCUCGAGAGGAUCAUCGCGCAUGAAAAAUCCGCCGAGUGAACUUACACCGUUGUGUCGUGUAUUUUCAUUCGGGACUACUUCUAUGGGGGAGAUUAAAGCUCUUGCGUCUCGGUCCGAACAAACAGCGUUUCGUGGACCGCGGGAGCCUCUAGUUUUCGCACAGAGUCAGAAGGUUGAAUCGAUGAAAAUCAGAUUCUGCCAUGAUCUUCGUGGUCCUGUUGCUGUUUCAUCGUUGUUAGCUGCCCAAGGAUCAUGGCGAACUUUGACCGACGUUACGACGCUACGACCGUGAAAAAAAUACCCGGAUAACCGGAGACGGUGAAGAAUCGUGGUAACGAGAGUAACGGAACGGAACGAUGGUAAGGAUCGCGCGUGGUCUCCUUGGCAAUGACUCUCACCGCCGCUGCCGCUGCUGCUGCCGAACAAAGGCGUUUUUCGACCGCUAUCCUAAACAGAUACUGACAGAUCGAACGGGAGCAACUAUCCGGUGGUGGUGGUAGUGGUAGUGGAAAGGCAGACACAAGAAACGAAGCGAGCAAAACGUAACGCGAUCAUGGGCUCUCUGCCGAAUCUCCACGAGUUGUCGAAGGACAAGCUCGAAAGUCCUGCUUUCAGACCGGCUCCGAUCGGGGGCUUAGGACCCAUACGACUGCCAGCCCAGCCUCCGCCGUUGGCGCACACUCACAGACGCGCUAGAAGCACCGGUCAUCAUCAUACCCUAUGGGACAACGACGCUAUGCUCGAGCACAUGGCAGCAUACUCUCCCAUCUCGUGCCGCGCGACGAGAACGUCGGCGAUGCCAUGGCGAAGGCGCGACUCGAUGAACUCUGCGGCGGGCGCGUCCUCCGUGCGCCGGUUGAUCGCCGCCGUGAGGGCAGCGCCUUCCGGUUCCAGGCCGCCGAAGAAAGCGAUCCUGAGGCACUGCGCCGCUCUUCUUCUGGGACACGCGAGCUGCUCGGCUGCGAUGCUACCUAUAUUCCCGUUGCAAGCGGGCCUCGGAGCUUUCAACGCUCAUCUGGGCCCGAUGCUGCUCGCCCUCCUCUACGCGGUCGCCACGCUCACCAGUUGCUUCGCGCCGAUUCUGCUGCAAAGAUUCGGGACGAAUCUCGCCGUGUGCACUAGCCACCUGGCCACUACCAUAUUCGUCGGACUACACUUGUAUCCGAAAUGGUAUAUACUGUUACCUAGUUACGCGAUGCUAGGCGCUUGUGUGACGCCGAACUUCCUGGCGAGAGUUUCACAUGUAAAUACAUCAGCGUCGAGUUUAGCAUUGGUCUACGUCGAUCCCGAGGUGGAUUCCGACGAAACGAGACGCGAGUGCUUUCUGAGAAGACUUAAUCGAGGAAUCAAACUAGCAGAGGAUAUUGGUCUCGCACUGGGUUGUCUGAUAGCUGCCAUACUCGUAAAAUUGACAGACUCCGUAGGUGUGAACACGAUGAUGAGCAGUGAAGUGAGCGAUUAUUGCGGUGCGAGGUACUGUCCAGCAGAGGAUAUUUAUUUUUACAACAGCAGUAGCAGCAGCGGCAGCAGCAGUAGCGGCGGCGGCGGCGACGGCAGCAGUAGCACGGUCAAUCCGCCUCCGACGUUGUCGUACAGAACGUCGAAAAUGUUGGUCAGCAUAUGGACAGGCCUGGCCGUUCUGGGCUUCGGCAUAUCGUGCGCGUUCCUCGACUCUAGGCUGAAAGAACCGCAGAGCGUCAACGAGAAACACAGCACGCAGAAUAUCCUUACGUCCGUGAAGACCGCCUUCCUAGACCCUAAAAUGCAACUGGCCGCACCAUUGACGCUGUUCAUCGGACUUGAACAGGGUUUCAUCUAUGCCGAUUUCAUCGAAGCGUACGUAGUCUGCGCCUUGGGAGGAGCCAGCACGGUAACUAUAAGUUUUUUAGCUCUGGCUUCGUUUCAAGCCCUCGCCGGCGUCACUCUAUCGAUGUUACUGAGACACAUUAAAAGAUAUUUCGUCGUAGUUGUAGGAUUCGUAUUCCACGCGUGUUUGCUGCUGGUCCUGAUCAGUUGGAGACCAUCCGGAGACGACCCAGCACUUUUUCACGUAAUAUCCGCUGCCUGGGGAGUUUGCAACUCUAUUUGGGAAACUUUGAUACACACACUGGUAUUGGGUCUGUAUCCGAACUCGUGGCAAGGCCCGCUGUCGACGUCACUGUUCUGGAAAUGGCUCGGCCUCUCGUUAAUUCUCGGUUUGCACGGAUUGGUCUGCACACGAUUCCGUGUACUCGGCCUCGCUUGCGUCCUUCUGCUCUCGGUGAUCCCGUACAUAUGGCUGGAAAUCAGGCUGGCGAAAAGAGGUAAGAGCCUGGCGCCAUUGUGACUUGGAGAAUUGUCAUCGACCACGGCGAGCGAGCACGGAUCGACCUCCAAGGCGGAUCAAGCAUCAGCUCGUUACAAAGAUUGAGAUAAGAUCGUUCCAUUCGGCUUGGGAAAGACCAAGAGACGACGACGACGACACGACCACGAACAGAGCAGCAGGAAUCCUUUCGCAGAGCGCGCGGUCCCCAACAAGGAACACCAGCACGCGCGGCGCAGGGAGAACAGCGUCGCGUUUGCUUGCAACGUCGAGUUGCAAGAUCCAGCGGCGAAAAAAGAUCAGCCGAUCGUGGUGGACCCGCAGCAGAUUUGUUCGCGUUCGUCGAUCGCGGAUCACCACCACCACCACCACCACCAACGGCGGCGGCCGAGUACCAUUUCCGCUGCCGAGCUGCAGCUGCAUCGAGCGAGCAUCGUUGCCGUCGUCGUCACCGCGGAUCACCGUCGAGCGAGCAUCCUCGAUGCUGACGAGGAUCAGACCGGCGGCGGCGUUCUUCCUGUCUCUUAAGCCCGACGGCGAAGCUACGUUCCUCUUCUUGCGCGCGGUUAGUAAGUUUCGCAUUUUUCCACUGCCUACAGCAACUACUGCGUGGGCGGAAACGCACAACGAUCGAUGUCGCUUCCAAAACACGGUCAAACGAUCAUUCUAUGAUUUACACUUUUCUCCACUCGUUUCAUUAUUUGUACGUACGUAAUGUGAAACUUCGCUGACUUUCGAUGAUUUAAGGAUGUAUAAGCUAUCAUGUGCGAAGUUGGAAGAAACAACUGACUUGAGGAAGUACAAGCAUAAAAAGU
Messenger RNA from Ceratina calcarata, 3685 nucleotides. RefSeq names its product UNC93-like protein. The transcript is spliced from 8 exons. Gene Ontology annotation, cellular component: plasma membrane; striated muscle dense body. NCBI's taxonomy places the organism in Eukaryota, Metazoa, Arthropoda, Insecta, Hymenoptera, Apidae. The record is from RefSeq and is a predicted model, not a curated record. Gene Ontology annotation, molecular function: potassium channel regulator activity. Gene Ontology annotation, biological process: regulation of potassium ion transport; regulation of muscle contraction. Bases 1122 to 2894 code for a protein of 590 amino acids.